AAAGACUUCCAUUGGAAGAAAGAAAGAGAAAGCACUUCGGGGGGGAUUGGGUCUCACUUUGUGUGCUGUAAAUACCUUCCAAAUUUCUUCAUAAGAAGACGACUUUAGGAGAACAAGAAGAAGAAGAAGGCAUUUUCUGGAUUUGCACGUCCACUCCUUCUUCCAUGUUCAGCAACAACCACCACCACCACCACCACCACCACAACAGUCCCACCUUUUCAGGCGGCGGCGGCGGCUGGCUCUGGUUGAUGGCGCGGAUAUCCGCGACCGAUGCGGUGGUGGUUUUCACGGCGCUUGCCGGAGUCGCCGUGGUCGCGGCUGUAGUUUUCACCGCGCGUAGGUAAAAUAAUGCCCCAGUCAAAGGAAGAUUUUUUUUUUGGUUUUUGUUGUCCACAGAAGGGAUACCUACUAUAGCUGCGAAACCCUAGAGGAAAAGGUGAAGAAGAAGGAAAAACAAAAAUUGUAGGAAUUUAAGUGUUAAAUAGAUGAAAGCUCUAAGACGAAGUCACACUUCGUCGUCGUCUUCGAAUUCCAACUCGAAUUCCUCUCCUUCUUCGUCGUGGAUUCAUUUGCGUUCGGUUCUAUUCAUUGUUGCGUCUUCCUCACCAGCUUCUUGUUCUUCCUCUGAUCGGGGUCAUCUCAAGUCACCGUGGUCACGAAAGAAAAGAAAACAUGCCCUCUCACCUCAUCAAUGGAGAAGUUUAUUUACGCCAGAUGGGAAGCUCAGUGAUGGCGGAGUUAAGUUUUUGAAAAAAGUUCGCAGUGGAGGUAUCAAUCCAAGUAUUAGGGCAGAUGUUUGGCCUUUCCUUCUAGGAGUCUAUGAUUUGAACAGUUCCAAAGAAGAAAGAGAUAAUAUAAGAACUCAGAAAAGAAAGGAGUAUGAGAAACUUCGCAGACAAUGCCGGCGACUUCUAAAACAUAGUAAAGAUAGUGUUAAUUUGAAUGAAUUUGGUAGAAUAAGCUGUGAUGGGUACAGUGGGAGCCUCGCCCAGGACACAGAUUCUCCUAGUUCCGAAGAUGUGGUUAGUGCGAGGGAAUCCCUUUCUAGUGAGGAAAGGAGCUCAGAUGUAGAAUUCUCCAACAACCACCCUAAUGCAUUAUUGGGAGGAGACGAUAGUGCGAGACGAAAUACAAAUGCUGAUGCCUCCACACUUGACACUGAUUCAUUGGACUCAGACUCCUCUGAAGAACCUGAAGUCAGUCAGACUUUCCCCUCCACAGAAGGAACAGGAGAGAAUGAUCCUGAUAUGAUUUGCAAGGAGGAUUCUUCUCCCUCGAGGACAGAGGUCUCGACAAAAUAUCGCAAUGAUGAAGAUUUUGCCUCUUGGCAGCGGAUCAUCCGCCUUGAUGCUGUACGUGCUAAUUCAGAAUGGAUUCCAUACUCCCCAUGUCAAGCUGAAAUUUCAGAGGUUAGGGCAUGCCGUUCUGCUGAGGCAGUGGGGUUGAAGGAUUAUGAUCACCUGGAACCCAGCAGGAUCUUCCAUGCUGCCCGACUUGUUGCUAUUCUUGAAGCAUAUGCACUCUAUGAUCCUGAAAUUGGUUACUGCCAGGGCAUGAGCGAUCUUCUUUCUCCAAUAAUUUCAGUCAUUGCGGAGGAUCACGAGGCAUUCUGGUGUUUUGUGGGAUUCAUGAGGAAGGCUCGGCAUAAUUUUAGGCUUGAUGAGGUGGGAAUCCGGAGGCAACUCAAUACCGUUUCAAGGAUAAUCAAGUCCAAGGACUCUCACCUUUACAGACACUUGGAGAAGCUCCAGGCUGAGGAUUGUUUUUUUGUUUAUAGAAUGGUGGUGGUACUAUUUAGGAGAGAAUUAACAUUCGAACAGACCAUUUGUCUCUGGGAGGUAAUGUGGGCAGACCAGGCAGCCAUUCGAGCUGGGAUUAGCAAGUCUGCGUGGGGCAGGAUAAGGCAGCGAGCCCCACCAACAGAUGAUUUGUUACUUUAUGCAAUUGCAGCUUCGGUAUUGCAACGGAGGAAAUUGAUUAUUGAGAAGUAUAGCAGCAUGGAGGAGAUUUUAAGGGAGUGUAAUAGCAUGGCCGGGCAUCUUGAUGUGUGGAAGCUUCUAGAUGACGCUCACGCCUUGGUGGUGACCCUCCAUGACAAGAUAGAGACAUCCUUCUGACGGCUGCAGAAUUUUUGACUGAUUUAUGAGGUUGCAGUUCUCUCUUAAGGAUCUUGGUUCUUUUAAAGGAUCUGAAGUAAUUUUAGGCACUGCACAUGAAACAAGCACCUGAGGUGCUGCUGUAUGUGGCCGGUGUUGUGAAGUUAUAUUGCUUGUUCUGAUACUGUCCGCUCUCAGUGUCCUUUGCAUUAGGUUAAAUAUAGAUGAAUCAUUUUGAUAUUUGACAUUGCACGCACCACUUUUUCUCUGUAACAACACUACUACAACAGUCCAAAAAAAGGAAAUCACAGCAGGCAGGCUCAUCAUUAUUACCCAUCAUC
Juglans regia (Persian walnut) is the source of this 2437-nucleotide messenger RNA. Its product is annotated as GTPase-activating protein gyp7-like. Gene Ontology annotation, molecular function: GTPase activator activity. The record is from RefSeq and is a predicted model, not a curated record. The transcript has 5 exons. Lineage: Eukaryota; Viridiplantae; Streptophyta; Magnoliopsida; Fagales; Juglandaceae. Gene Ontology annotation, biological process: activation of GTPase activity. Bases 486 to 2117 code for a protein of 543 amino acids.